This is a messenger RNA of Pogoniulus pusillus (Red-fronted tinkerbird), 4781 nucleotides long. RefSeq names its product RB transcriptional corepressor 1 (gene RB1). The coding region runs from base 119 to 2881 and encodes 920 amino acids. The record is from RefSeq and is a predicted model, not a curated record. Gene Ontology annotation, cellular component: chromatin; Rb-E2F complex; nucleus. NCBI's taxonomy places the organism in Eukaryota, Metazoa, Chordata, Aves, Piciformes, Lybiidae. Gene Ontology annotation, biological process: neuron projection development; regulation of transcription by RNA polymerase II; cell morphogenesis involved in neuron differentiation. Gene Ontology annotation, molecular function: RNA polymerase II transcription regulatory region sequence-specific DNA binding. The transcript has 27 exons.
CAGUUUUCCCGCGGUUUGGGCAGCGGGGAGGAGAGCGGCACCGGCGGCCCCUCACUGUUGCUGCCCGCGGCGGGCGCCGAACGGCGGUGCCUCUAGGGCCGCCCGUGCGCGGGCUGUUAUGCCGCCCAAGGCCCCCCGCAGGACGGGCGCCGCCGCCGCCCGGAGCCAGCGCACUAGCCCUGACAGCGGCUCCGCGCCGCCGCCGCCCGCGGCUACACGGCUCGAAAUCGGUGACGCUGACUUCAUUGCCCUCUGCGAUGCUCUGAAAGCGUCGGAUAGUGUGAGAGAGAAAGCGUGGAAGACGUAUGAGAGCUUAUCGGCUGUGGAUGGAGCUCUGGCUUACAACAAAAAGAGAAAAGAAACAUGGGGAGUCUGCAUCUUCAUUGCAGCAGUUGAUCUAGAUGAAAUGACAUUUACUUUCACAGAGCUUCUGAAAAGUGUAAGCGUAAGUGUGUGCACAUUUUUUCAGUUUCUGAAAGAGGUGGAUGUUAACAUGGACACUGUAAGCACUAAAGUUGAUAGCACUGUAUCAAGACUGAAGAAGAAAUAUGAUGUAUUACUUGCACUAUACCACAAGUUUGAAAGGACCUGUGGCCUUAUUUAUCUGGAACAACCUAGUAGUGAGAUUUCUACUGAACUCAGUUCUAUAUUCCUAAAAAAUUGCUGGAUUACUUUUUUGCUGGCAAAAGGUAAAGUGUUGCAAAUGGAAGAUGACCUGGUGAUUUCUUUCCAGUUGUUGCUGUGCGUCUUAGAAUAUUUUAUCAAGCUGUCGCCUCCUGCUAUGCUCAAGGAACCAUACAAGUCUGCUGUGACUGCAGUGGCUGUUAAUGGCUCAGCUCGCACUCCAAGAAGAGGUCAGAACAGGAGUACACGUGCUUCAAAGCAAGUUGAUACUGAUACAAAAGUUAUUGAAGUCCUUUGUAAAGAGCAUGAUUGUAAUUUAGAUGAGGUCAAAAAUGUGUAUUUCACAAGCUUUAUUCCUUUCUUGAAUUCCAUUGGUGUUGCAGCUUCAAGUGGACUACCAGAGGUUGAAGUUCUCUCCAAACAGUAUGAUGAGCUCUAUCUCAGCAACAAAGAUAUAGAUGCAAGAUUAUUUCUGGAUAAUGAUGAAACUCUGCAGCCUGAUGUCACAAGCUCACAGUUGAAGACAACACCAGUGAAAAAUAAUCCAGAUGAGGAGUUUAACCCUAUGCUUCCACAGACUCCAGUUCGAGCUGCAAUGAAUAACAUUCAGCAGUUGAUGAUGAUUUUAAACUCAGCAACUGAUAAACCUUCGGAUACUCUCAUCAUGUAUUUCAAUAAUUGCACAGUGAACCCUACAGAUAGUAUCCUGAAAAGAGUGGAAUAUUUUGAGCACAUCUUCAAAAAGAAAUUUGCUGAAGCGGUCGGACCAGGGUGCGCUGAAAUUGGUUCACAGAGGUACAAGCUUGCAGUACGUCUGUAUUACAGAGUAAUGGAGUCUAUACUGAAAUCGGAGGAAGUGAGGCUCUCUGUGCAUAAUUUCAGCAAACUUCUGAAUGAUAACAUCUUCCACACAUCUCUUCUGGCGUGUGCUGUUGAGGUUGUCAUGGCUACAUAUGUCAGAAAUGCUUCACAAAGUGAUACUACCAGUGCUGAAACACACUUGUCUUUCCCAUGGAUUCUCAAUGUGUUUGAUUUAAAAGCUUUUGACUUCUACAAAGUGGUUGAAAGCUUUAUUAGAGCAGAGCCAAGCCUAACAAAAGAAAUGAUGAAACAUCUAGAACGCUGCGAACAUCAAAUCAUGGAGUCUCUUGCCUGGCAGUCUGGGUCCCCCCUGUUUGACCUCAUCAAGCAGUCAAAAGAACAAGAAGGCCAAACUGAUCAGCCUGAGCCCACUUCCACUUUCAAUAUGCCUUUCCAACAUAAUCACACUGCAGCAGACCUCUAUCUUUCUCCUGUGAGAUCUCCAAAGAAGAAAGCAUCUGGACCUUCUCCAAGUGCUACUUCUUCUCCAGAUGCUCAGCCAGCUGCAAACUCUCAAACACAGAAACCACAAAAGUCUACCUCCCUCUCUCUGUUCUACAAAAAAGUGUAUCUGCUGGCAUAUCUUCGACUACGUACCCUCUUCUCUCGCCUUCUCUCUGAGCAUCCUGACCUAGAACCCUUGAUCUGGACCUUAUUCCAGCACACGUUGCAAAAUGAGUAUGAACUCAUGAGAGACAGGCACUUGGAUCAGAUAAUGAUGUGUUCCAUGUAUGGGAUAUGCAAAGUGAAGAAUGUAGAUCUUAGAUUUAAAAUAAUAGUUUCAGCAUACAAGGAGCUCCCCAACACGAACCAGGAGACUUUCAAACGUGUUCUUAUCAGGGAGGAACAGUAUGACUCCAUUAUAGUCUUCUACAACUUAGUGUUCAUGCAGAAGCUGAAGACCAACAUUCUGCAGUAUGCCUCCAACAGGCCUCCCACUCCAUCACCUAUCCCACACAUGCCUCGCAGCCCCUACCAGUUCUCCAACUCUCCUCGGCGUGUCCCUGCUGGCAAUAACAUCUACAUCUCGCCCUUGAAGAGCCCAUACAAGUUCUCCGAUGGCUUUCAGUCGCCCACCAAGAUGACUCCAAGAUCCAGAUUUUUGGUGUCCAUUGGUGAAUCAUUUGGGACUUCUGAUAAGUUUCAAAAAAUAAACCAGAUGCUGUGCAACAGUGAGGGCCAGCUGAAACGCAGCGCAGAAGUGACCACUGCUCCUAAGCCACUCAAGAGGCUACGCUUCGAUAUAGAAGGGCAAGAUGAAGCAGAUGGGAGCAAACACCUACCCCAGGAGUCCAAGUUCCAACAAAAGCUUGCAGAAAUGACAUCUACUCGAACAAGAAUGCAAAAGCAGAAACUGAACGAUGGGAAUGAUACCUCAGCCAGUGAAGAAAAGUGAGACUCAGAAUUCUCAGGACCAGGGGCUGCACCGCUGGCCCUUCUAGAUUGGUUUUGGUUUGCAGCCUUCAUUAACUGAGUUGCUUUUUUUAGUUGCUUUUUUUCCCAAACUCCUAGAUGAAAGCAUUUGAACUUCUAAAGUUUUUCAUGAUACUUUGCCUUAUGAUGUAGCAUAUAUACCAUGUAAGCCACUGAAUUUAAUUUAUAUAUAUAUUUUUUGGAGGAUAUUAAAAACAGACUUGGAAGGUGACUUAGUUUCUUAUUGCAGCAUUACUGAUUUAAGCCAAUUCAGUCUGUCUACACAGAUUGGAUUCUUCUGUCUAAAGACAAAAUGUGAGCUUAGUGAUUUGAAAUGCACUAAUUUUGUUUCUUAAGAUUCCAUUUUUAGAUUUUUAUUGCUUGCAAAUGUUGAAAAUAAGGGGCCAGAUACUGCAAAGAUUUAAAGAUGAAUGCUUUAAAUUCCCAUCAACUGCACAGCAGUUACAGACCUUGUAGAGCCAGGAGCUUGCCUCAGAAGUGCAACCCGAGUUCCAAGUGAACUCGUUCUGGAGCCAUACUACUGAAACCAGUACUUGGUGUUCUGUUUGUUUUCCUGCUCCAGCUCUUGCCCCACUGCCAUUUCAGAGGGCAGUUACGCUGUCUAUCAGUUUGAUUUUCAGGGACUGUGAAGCCCACAGAGAUUCCUUCCAGAACUCCACAGAGAAGCUUGGCAGAAGCUGAAGCUUGUUCCCGCAGAGUACUUUGAUGUCCACUUUGUUAUCUUGGAAAAUCUCAAUUUUUGGAAAAAAGGACAAAAGAAGCUCAAACUUAAACCCAACCUGGUAGGUAGGAGACACCAACAUUCCUUCAUUCCUUCAGUUUUUCACCUGACUGCAGUCAAGCCACAUAGCUUGAAAACCAGGCAGCAAACCUCUUAGCUACAGCUGAAAACUGAGUAGUGUCUCCAGUUGGAUUUCAGGUUAAGAGCAGCCUGUGUCUCAAAGCACAGGGCAUCUCACACAGGCCCUACUGCAGCAUCUGCACAGGAGCUGAACUCGGUGAGCCCGCCUGGGAAAAUCAGUCUGCCUUAUGUAACUGAGAAGGCAACUUGGGAGCUGCUGCAACUAGCACAAAACCCCUCAAACAACACAAACCAUUUUUGAUCUUAGGUAAGUUAACUGAUUCAGCUGAUGGAACUUGUUCUUGCAAUAACAAAGUGUUUGCAAAACAGCCAGUUAGGGGAAAGCACAGGUUUUACUUCCAGUGGGUUAAAAUACAUAUGAAACAAAUGAAGACUCACUUUUAAAUGACCUCUUUUAAUGAGACUUAGCUUUUGCAGAUAUUUAAAACUGCUGCAGUAGAAAAACAUGCUUGUCAUUACACAAACUGUUUAAACCCUCAUCUUUUACAGCUAGAAAUUGUUUACCUGAACCUAGAGUACUUAAAAUAGUACAUCUUUAAAGAUCAGUUCUCUUGGCAAACAGAAGCUAAUCCUAGACCUACUAAACUUGUACCAAAAGCAUUCUACUGAUGAGACAGUAAAGUUGUCAACUAAAAUUGAGUUCUCUUUUUAGUCUCAAUCUGGCUUCCAGUUUACUCCUGCAAAGCCUACAGGAGUGUUAGGAGUACCUUAUGCUCAUGAUCUCACUUCAUACAGUGUUUUGCAGACAGAAUGUAUGUUAACAUUGGGGUGCACUGACCAUAAGCUCUGUUACAGCCACCGAAGUUCUUCCAUAAUCCUUUGGCUAGAGCACGGUGACCUUACAGAGUCCAGCACCAAACCAGAUUGAUGAUUGCUUUACUGUGACAGUGCUUUUGUUUGUUUGUUUGUUCAGACUGAAGGCUUUACAUCAAAUGUACAAUAUUUUAUACAACUAAUCAGUUUCUCUCCUUUCAAGAUAAAUAAAAUAGCUUUAAAAGGA